This is a messenger RNA of Archocentrus centrarchus (flier cichlid), 7841 nucleotides long. It is a transcript of the gene igsf9b, whose product is annotated as immunoglobulin superfamily, member 9b. NCBI's taxonomy places the organism in Eukaryota, Metazoa, Chordata, Actinopteri, Cichliformes, Cichlidae. The coding region runs from base 307 to 6408 and encodes 2033 amino acids. The transcript has 23 exons. Gene Ontology annotation, biological process: cell-cell adhesion. Gene Ontology annotation, molecular function: protein binding. The record is from RefSeq and is a predicted model, not a curated record.
UAACAUUAAACAUAUCCCAAUUAUCCCUAAAACUCAUCACAUCUCUGUCGGGGAUAUAUGACAGCAGGUUUUCUCACCUGUGAGUAUCAUCCAGCUCAUUUCAAGAGGCUAUCUAAAGAACCGUUUUUCUGGUCUCGUGUGUGUGUUUAAUCUCCCUGAAGAGAAAGGAAUGAACGGUUAAACUGGGUCUGCAAGGCGAGUCUAAAAGAAGAGCAUCAAUGGACUGAAACACUGCACUUUCUGCUUCUAGUGAAAAGUGCCUCAAGCAAAGGUUGGGAGAUGUGUGAAGGAGUGUGACGGACGGCCAUGGGACUGGAGAGACAGUGGCUUCAGGCUGUCACCACUGCUGUAGCCAUUUGUCUGCUAAGUGUGUCUCAAGUUACAGCUUCGUUGGUUCGUGCCAGAGAGGGGAGCUCUGCAGAGUUAAGCUGUAGUCUCACUCCUACAUCCAGGGAAGCCACCACGACAAGCCUCUUUCCACUACAUGUGGUGGAGUGGGUGCGCCUCGGUUACAACGUUCCCGUCCUCAUCAAAUUUGGAGUGUAUGCUCCUCGUGUUCAUCCCAACUACAAGGGCCGUGUGUCUCUGACCCGGGGUGCGUCUCUGCUGAUAGAACGGCUGACCCUGGAGGACGAGGGCUGGUUCGAAUGCCGCAUCCUGCUCCUGGAGAGCAAAACUGACGACUUUCAAAAUGGCACAUGGACCUUCCUCUCCAUCACAGCUCCACCUGUGUUUAUUAAGACACCACCAACUUUUGUGGAGGUUCUGCUCGGAGACAGUCUGACUCUCAGCUGUGGAGCCCAUGGCAACCCUCGACCAACUGUUGUCUGGCAUAAAGAUGAGAGCCCAAUUGAGAAACAUGAAAAAAUAAAAGUGCUCAAUGGUACCUUGUCUUUGGCCUCUGUCACGCGAAAUAUUUCUGGAGUGUAUAAAUGUCACGUGUCCAACUCAGAGGGGAACUUGACCCACUAUACGCAGCUGCAGGUCAAAGGUCCUCCAAUCAUCAUCAUUUCCCCAGAGGACACCACUCUCAACAUGUCCCAGGAUGCAGUUCUGCAGUGCCAGGCUGAUGCCUACCCGUCAAACCUCACAUACGAAUGGUUGAAACAAGGACAGAAUGUUUACCAUAUUGAAUCACUUAAGUCCCGAGUGAAGGUUUUGGUGGAUGGAACACUUCUUAUCCCUAAUCUCAUCCCAGAAGAUGCUGGCAACUACACCUGCAUCCCAACUAAUGGGUUACUGAGCCCACCCUCAGCCUCUGCUCAUCUGAAAGUGAAACAUCCUGCACGUGUAGGCCGAAUGCCGCGGGAAACAUAUUUGCCUGUAGGCAUGGAGGGGGUCAUCGUCUGCCCAGUCCAGGCUGAUCCACCUGUCUUGUACGUCAACUGGACCAAAGACGGGAACAUUUUAAAUCCUGAUAAUUACCCAGGUUGGAUGGUGAACUCUGAGGGCUCAGUAUUUAUAGCAACAGCCAAUGACAAUGCUGUGGGUAUGUACACCUGUACGCCUUAUAACAGCUAUGGCACCAUGGGCCAAUCUCAACCCACCCAAGUCAUUUUAAAGGACCCGCCAUCGUUUCGCGUGCCCCCUCGGCCUGAGUAUUUCCAGGAGGUGGGCCGAGAGUUGAUCAUCCCUUGUGAAGCCAGUGGAGACCCUGCUCCAAACAUAACGUGGAGCAAGAUUGGCGCUACUCCGCGCUCCCCGUACACUGUGUUGGCUAACGGCUCCCUCCUGCUGCAGCCAGUUAGUAAAGAUCACCACGGGGGUUGGGAGUGCUUGGCCACUAAUCGUGUAGCGACUGUCAGUGCAGGCACUGUGGUCAUGGUGCUGGGCACCAGCCCUCAUGCUGUGUCCUCAGUGUCUGUCACCACAGAGAUGAACCAGGCAAACGUGUCCUGGGUGCCUGGCUUUGAUGGUGGAUUUACCCAGAAAUUCACCGUGUGGGUCAAGCAGGCAUCCAGGGGGAAACAUGAAUGGGCGUCUUUGCCUGUGCCAACAUCUAAAAACUACCUGCUUGUGACUGGGCUGCUUCCCGGCACUGGCUAUCAGUUCAGUGUCCUACCUCAGAAUAAGCUCGGCUCUGGUCCUUUUAGUGAAAUUAUAACUGUGCGAACUCAAGCUGUGCCAACAGAAGCACCUACAGCUGUCACCACUCUCCCAAUUCUGGAUCCUCCCUUAUUCCUGUCAGCCAACAGGACUGAGCAAGGUGUUCUCCUGCAGUGGUUUCCUCCCGAAGCUCCGUUUUCUCCACUGACGGGUUAUGUGCUGCAGGCCCGCAGGGAUCAGGGGCAGUGGGUCAUCCUCAGCAGCAACAUCAGUGCCAAUCAGAGUGAACUACUUGUUCAAGGACUGCUGAGGGAUUCCAAUUAUGAUCUGAGGCUAAUGUCUCGCUGCAACAAAGUUCUCAGUGAGCCGAGUGAAUCUGUCAAUGUAUCCACCGUAGGGAUGGAAAUUUACCCCUUGCGCCCAAGUUUCUUGGAGGUCAUCCCUGAGCCGCUGUUGGCUGGUGUGUUGGGUGGAGUGUGCUUCCUGUUUGUGGCCAUUGUUCUCUCUUUGGUGACAGCAUGCUACAUGAGUCACAGGAGACAACGUCGGCGCAGGAAAAGAAGACAAGAUCUGCCAUCUGCCCUCCAGAAGAGCACAUCUCAAGAACCUCACUCACCACCUCGUAGCCCAGACAGUGUCCUGAAGUUGAAGCUGUGUCCACCACUUCCCUUCUUUCCCAACUCGUCCUGUUCACAGUCUGAUCGGUCCUCAUUUGAUAAAGGGAGCCGUGGGGAAUACCAUGACCAGCGAAAGCAGCUCUUGUCCAAUUCAUCUCCUCCACCUCAUUACACACUCUUUGAGAGCCACCUGGGUUCUCAGGGGUCCUCACCAACUGCUCUGGAGUCCAUUUCCAGAGGCCCAGAUGGACGCUUCAUAGUCCAGCCACUGCCAGAGGGUUCUAGUCCAUCAAAUAAAAAAAAUUUGAAGAAGAAUGUCCUGCAAAGUAAUGGUGGGGCAAGUGGCUCAGGAAGCAACAGGACAUCAUUCAGGGACUCUCCGAAGUCAAGCAUUUUAAGCUCAGAAAAGGAUGAGAGGAAGGAUUCCCCUCUCACUGUGGACGUCCCAGCGCUGAGCAGGCCUCUGUCCUCCCCUGGAAGAGUACGGGCCAUGGCCAGAAAUUUCUCCCGUCAUGGCUGCUUUUAUUCUGAUGACGAACAAAGCUCAGAGGCUCUUUUAGAAAGAGCUAGCUUUUAUUCAGACAACAGUGAGAAGAAACCUAGUGAUCCUCUGAGGAGGUAUCGCAUGACAGGACACACUGAAGACCUCCUGCCAUCUUUGGGUAGGAGGACAAAGCUUCUGGAUAGAGACGCAGACAGGCUCCAGCCUUCAGGCUAUCACCUUAUGGAGAGUCAGUUGACUAAUAACAGCACCCUAGUCUCACAACUUGACAGUGAGCUGGAGAGGGAUAGCAUUAACAAGUGUGUCCAACUGGCAAAAGAGAGGGAAGAAAUGGAGAGGGAGUUAAAGAGCUAUACAGCCAAUCAAAGAAGUUGGAGAAGAAAUGAGCAUCAGACUAAUAAAACAGAAAGCCCUCAGAGGGAUGAGCCUGAGUCAGAGGAAGAGCCUAUAUGGAAGCCACAAGAUGUUAGUAUCAGACAGAAACAUAGGCCCUCGGGUCAGACAAGUCGGAUAUCUGAUUAUAGGAGAGCGUGCUACUUUGGCAACACAAGCAGUCCCAUGAACCGGCUCCCCACAUCUCACAUUCAAUGGGACAUUAGCCCUGUAACAUCUGUCACCAGCCUUAUUCCCGUGCAGACUCCUCAGGAGACGCCCAGGUCACAGCGUCCUCGCCUCUGUAGAGAAACCAUGGAGGACUCACUUGCUGUUGAUUCAUCACGGUCUCCGGCCACCCAGAGCACCUCUGUCCCCAUGGUCUCCCCUGACGUUACCUCUGAAACCCCUGCUUUAUGUGUAGAUGAACCAGAUCGAGCCCAGUCAUUGAGUCAUCAGGGAGAUCCAAAUAUAUGCAUGAAGUCCAUCAAUGAGCAGGACAUAAGGGAAAAGACUCAGGACGAAAGUGUUGCUGCACGAAGGUCAAGGCAUUCAUAUGCUUAUGGAGGCCCUCAUCCCUGGGAGUCAGCUUCCAAAAGUCCUUCAUUAACCAGUGAGCGGCCUGAAUGUUCUGCUUCCUCACCACAUAAUCAACCUGAGAGACCUGCAGAAGUAGGCUGCACAGCCACAAGGGAUGCCAGUCCCUGUAGUUACUCUACUCUACCUUGUGAACAUUACAAAGUGGAUCCAAAGGCUAAAGACAGAGAGACUUUUGUCCAGGAUGACCAGCGAAGUUCAGGACUUUACUCUGAGUUGGAGAAAGAAGGCAUCCGAGCACGGUCCAGGAAGAGCGACAGAUGCCUUUUCUCUGACAGCCCUAGCCCUAUAUCAUCCUUAACUCUCGUGGAAGAGGUUGAGAGUGACCAGUCUCAAUUUUCUGUCCCCAGGAUGUCAGACUCCUUCAAGGCCAAGCCUGCAGCCCCAUCUCCUAAAAUGUCCCCACUCCAGACAAGUGCAAUUCUCGAAUAUCUGAGCCUUCCCGGUUUUAUUGAAAUGAGCGUGGAUGAGCCUGUGGAAGAAGUCACAGACACUGCCGGGGAAAGCUCAGAAAAAUCAGUGGUGGCUAAACCUGAUGUAGUUCCUAAAAAUUGGGAGGUUCAUGUUCAGGAAAACCGUGAAAGUGGCUCAAACCAAGAGGAGGUGGUUUGCUUUAAGCAAACUCAUUCUGCAGGCACUGCUGAGACCAGCUUUGGAACUAGUAAAAAACAGGAUUAUGGACGUUCCCACCAUGUGGAAGCUAGAGUAAGAUUUCCUGAUGACCCGAGACCAUCCUCACCUGGUCCAGAAAAAACAAGCAAGCAGCUCUAUGAUGAGAAAACAAAGAUUCGGGUUGGGAAUAAAAGCACAGACAGGCCUGAAUCCAGACUUGGAUCCAGGUCAGCUCACACUUUGUUCAGUGCAGCUAAAGGCAUGGCAGAUAUAGUAUCAAAACACUCACAGAGUUUUGUAGACAGUAGUGAGUCUUUAUCAGAGCAAUCCCAAAGACAAGCUUCUCAGGGCAGCAGGACUAAUAACAUUGUAUCACGAAUAACUCAAGCCCCUGUGCCAUUUCUAAAGAAAUCCUUAAGCAUAGGUCCCUGCAGGACUCUCUCAGGCAUGGGACAGCCUCGUCCUUUUCUAAAGAAAUCUAUCAGCCUGGGCCCCCAGAGGUGGGAACAUUUCGAGAGCCCAAGGACUUAUAUUUCUGAGAGAUGCUACUGGGACGAAAUCCCAAACCCAGACGUCAGGGUGAAGUCCUACAGUUUGGGUCGCACACCGCCUUCCCUCCCCAGGCCAGGCCCUUCCUGGAGGGAGUAUGUCCCAUUCAGGCGUCCCAGCAUGGGCAGCUUAGAGAGGCCUCAUCACGCACAAAGAUCGUUAACUAGUCCUUCCUACCUCACUCCUGCUUUGUACCCACCCAGACAAACCUCAGUCUCCCCAAUGAUGGAACCCUCCGAUCCACGACGGCAAGCCACUGUUUUCCCAGAAUCCUCCAGAUGGUCCCCGACUUAUCCUGAAACUCUGAGGGCAGCCCAACAUAAAUAUGUCCCCAUGCCCUCCUCUAUUCCCAUCCCCCAGUAUCAGCACCAGCACUGGGCAGGAUCCAGAGGGGAAGGUUUGAAACUCAUGGACUCCAGGAGAGGUCCUCCAAGGUCCUACCUGCCCAGGGGCAUUAGCUGGCCCUCACCUUACUACGCCCCCUUCCCACCACGAGAAGGAGAGAGCUACAGGCAGCCUGACAGGAUGAUGGGGAGGGGAGGAGAGACUGAGAUCCGGGAAGGCAGAGAGAUCAGGGAGGGGGGCAGGGCCAGUUAUGCCAGUCAGAGCAGUGGUAGAGGUAGUGCUGGACUCUUCCGACAGUCCCUGUCCAUCACUCCCACGCUGCUCAGCUCCCCAGAAACCACAGAGGAAAAUGAGCGGCACAGAGUUGACAUGGAUCUGCCUGAGAGGAGAGCGAAAAGAAGGAACACGUCAGUAGAUGAGAGUUAUGAGUGGGACUCUGCUGAUGCCUGCGUGGACUCGGAGGUCCUGGAGGCCACAAAGUUUGAUCAGUCAAAAGCAGGUUUACGGAGAGGGAAGGGGGGUCUUAGAUAUGAACAAGCUGGUGGCCUCCAGGAUCAGCGGCACAAAGGCCCGUCUCCCUCAGUCAGCCCGCCAGUUUUCAGUCCACCUCGCUGCCAGUUCAGCCGCUCUCUAAGUGAAGCACGUUUCAACGCUCUGCGCCUGGAGUACCAAGAGUACAGGCGGGCUCAGGAAUCCAUCUGUUCCCUUGAGCCCUGCGUCACCCCUGGCCACGAUUCAGACUCUGACUCCAACUCAGCGCUGCUCUAGCAGCUUAACUCGGUACUUCUAAGAGAGAUACCAAAUAGCAGUUUUAAUGAAUAAACGACAGCACUGUGGUCCCGGACACGGUCACACCUCACUGGAGCUGUGUUCCGUGAAUCCUCCGUUAAAUAUGACAUUACUCAUCAAAUGUAACUCUGCAACUCUUCAACUGUUUUCUUUUUCAUGUACUUGUUCCAUUGUAAUUAUUUAUUUUUACUUAGGAAGCAUGUGCAUCUGUAUUUGAGGAUUUCAUUUUUAAUCUUGACAAUCAGGCUCAAAGGAAUGAAAAGUUUCAGGAGACUUAAAAGUGUGUUACAGUCCAGAGCUCAGAAAGGCCUGCUUUAUAAAAGCAGCAGCAUGCUCUGCAUUUGGACUGCAUUUAAGACGCCCCUUUAGCAAUAAAGGGAUGUUUAGGCGUGUGUCUGUAUCUCUAAUGUUGCCUGUGAUACCAAUCAAACAGCACUCACAGCAUUUUCACUAUCUCCUCCUUAAUAAGACAUAAGUACUUGUUAAUAAUAGUACUUAAAGAUUAAAUAAUCGGGGAACUCUUAGAGAAAAGCUUCCUGCAGUUUGCGUUGCCUAACCUUUACCUGUAUUGAAAAGAAGAAUUUGCUCACUUCCUGCUGCGAUUGACCUCCUGGCUGCUUAAACUCAUGCAUCCCACAUAUUAUCUGUCCCAGUAACAUCCUCCCAUUAAGCUUUUAUUAAUCAUUUAAGAUAUUUCCCCAGUAUUUGUUCAAAAUGUACAAAUGUUUAUAUAUAGUUUAUUGUGAAUGAUUGAAUGUUGUAUUGCGUAUAGUCCUCUUCAUCAUUUCAUCAGAUGAGAAAAAAAAAAAUGCUUCUUUGUCAGUCAGACAUUACCUCUGUUGAUUUAUAAAUAACAGAUACUGUAACACUUGAUAAGAUACACAGGGAAAUUAAUUUUUGCCUUAUUUUGUUCACGCCACGCUGCGUGACAGCGGAGAGGUUUUAGCUGGCAGGAUGUAUUUAAAAAAAAAACUGGAGGAUUCAAACUGAACACCUUUUCCUCACAGGAAGAGUGUUUGUGUAUAUUUAUUGAAGCGAGUUACGAUAUGCAAACGAUGUUUACAAUUCACAUCACUGAUGUGAAGGCAGCACUGUGAAUAUUUCAUGGACUUCUGAUUCUGUAUUUGAAGUCUUGUGCCCGUUACCCUACAUAGUUUUGUUUUUUUUGUUGUUGUUUUGUUUUUUUUUACUGAAGAGAAGUCGCUUUUUUACAUCAUCUGACAAAGAGAGAUCUAAAGAAUAUCUUUGUAGCUAUACUUUGGGAAGAGUCCACAUUUGUAUUAUAUUUACUUACCUAACCCAGAUGAAAAUCCUCAUGUGGUGCGAGUGUGCGUUUCUGCCGAUGGUUUUGGAAGCUUUGUAUAAACUGGAAGUUUUUAUAUCUUAUCACCUGGCUGUUUUUUUUUUUUUGU